This is a messenger RNA of Drosophila ananassae, 5242 nucleotides long. RefSeq names its product connectin (gene Con). The transcript has 5 exons. Gene Ontology annotation, molecular function: protein binding. The record is from RefSeq and is a predicted model, not a curated record. NCBI's taxonomy places the organism in Eukaryota, Metazoa, Arthropoda, Insecta, Diptera, Drosophilidae. Bases 538 to 2586 code for a protein of 682 amino acids.
UGCUGCUGCUGGCUGCUUCGGUGUUUCGCUGCUUGGCUGCCGCCGUUGUCAGUCCUGGGUGCGUGCGAAUCAUUAGUCUUCGUUAGGCUGUCUUUGUGUCAACAACGUGUUGCUCUGCCGCAGAACCGUUCCUCCGUCGCAGAGUCGCUCCCAAGUCGCCCUCAAGUCGUCCCUUGUCGCUCGCUCGCGAUUUCCAGCUCGUUCAUCACACAGGACACAGCAAAGCCAGCGCAUCGCAGCACAGCCCGUUAAGCUCCUUCGGUGCAAAUGUGCGAUUUCGGCGUGCGUGCCGCAGUGCAACAAGUCGCGACUUAAUUUUAUUGCAACAAUUUCCCCCCUUGCGAACAAGUGAAAGCUACAAGGAUAUAUCAGUGUCCGUGCAAAGUAGAACAAUCAUCGUUCUGACCAAAAAUAAUCAAGCCAGCCAAAGACAUUGCAUUAGUCAGCAGAUCGAGGUCUGCCAGCGUACGUGACUUGGCCCUUUCCAGGACUCAAUCGAAAGAAUCAGUUCCAUUGCGAUUUAGAAACCGGAUCGCAAUGUUGCCGCAUCAUCAACGCCAUAAAAUGGCGGCUCCGGCGAUGCUCCUGCUCGCUCUCGUCCUGCUGAUGACCAUGCCCACCGACGCCCGCUCCAAGGAGGAGCGCCGCAGCCGGGGCCGUGGCAGCAACGGCUCGGCAGCGGCCUCCACGAGCAGCAACAACGGCUAUGGGUACGGGGGAUCCUCCUCGACGGCGCCCGGCUCCUCCGGCGGAUACGUCUUCACCAGCAGCAGUGCUGCCAACUCCGGCAGCGUCGGCUACAGCGGACCCAUGGACAGCACCGGAUUCUGCACGCGGCGACGGGACAUGAAGCUGAUGUGCUACUGUACCCCGGACGAGAACCACGUGCCGGUCCAGAAGGCCGAGUGCUGGAUAUUCUCGGAGGGACUGCACCAGAACGACACCACCUGGACCCGGUUCUACCAGCAGAAGCGCUUGCGGGAGCUGAAGUUCGUCAUCCAGAACAAUGCCCGACUGGACUACAUACCCACCAUGAUAAUUGAGCCCCUGAAGAACCUGAGCAGCAUCGUGAUUGAGUACUCGCAGGUGGAGAUUGUGAAGAGCUAUGCCUUCGCCAACCUGCCCUUCCUCGAGAGAAUCAUCCUCAACAAUAACCACAUAAUGGCCCUGGACCAGGACGCCUUCGCCAACCAUAUUAGGCUGCGGGACCUCAACCUGGAGCACAACCAAAUCUUCGAGAUGGAUCGCUACGCCUUCCGCAACCUGCCGCUCUGCGAGAGGCUGUUCCUGAACAACAACAACAUAAGCACCCUCCACGAGGGACUCUUCGCCGACAUGGCUCGGCUGACGUACUUGAACCUGGCCCACAACCAGAUCAACGUGCUGACCAGCGAGAUAUUCCGGGGCCUGGGCAACCUGAAUGUCCUGAAACUCACCCGCAACAAUCUCAACUUCAUCGGGGAUACUGUCUUCGCGGAGUUGUGGAGCCUCAGCGAACUGGAGUUGGACGAUAAUCGAAUUGAGCGAAUCUCUGAGCGCGCCCUGGACGGCCUGAACAACCUAAAGACCCUGAAUUUGCGCAACAAUCUGCUGAAGAAAAUCGACAAUGGCCUGCUCCGUGGCACUCCGGCCCUCCUCUCCAUCAACGUCCAGGCAAACAAAUUGGAAACGCUGACGUUUUACACAUUCCAGCCAAUUAUGGACAAUUUGGUCAACAGCACCAGUGAGCUGCUGGUGUCAGACAACAAAUUCAUUUGCGACUGUCGGCUGCAGUGGAUCUUCGAAUUGAAAAAUCGAACACGUCACCUGCAGCUGCGUGAUUCCCUGGAAGAGCUAUCCUGCUCGCUACAGGACCCCAAGCUGUCACAUUUCGUCGACCCGGUGCCGUCGCAGAUCCUGGACGUGCUCAAUAUCGGAGGAUUCACAGCGAUUGGCAGCAAUAGCGCCAGCAUGGGCGGAGUAGGAAACAGUGUGGUGGGCAGCAGCUAUGGAGGAAUGGGUCUGGACGACUCCCGCAAGCACUCAUCGAGCAGAUCGCGACAGGCCCUGCGAGGACAACGUCAGUUUGCCUCCAGCCAGGAGAACACGGUGGAGUCGAAGAUGCGGAAGCGACGCAAGCGGCAGGAAGCUGCCCAGAAGGAGAAGGACCUGGCUGCCGUGGCUCCCACCCACAAACGGUACGACUACUACGAUGACAACAACGGAGGCUUGUCCCUGAGCCACGGACUCGACCUCGACGACAACCUGAACCUGCACAAGCAGGGAUCCUUCUACGGAGCCGCAUCCCCAGUGUCGGGGCACAAUGAUGUCGAUGUGCUGCUCUCCUCGGGGCACACCCCCGUGGGCGACGCCCUCGAUGCGAUGGCCAACAAGAAUACGAUCAACGUGAGGCUGUUCCUACUGAAGCCGGAGAUGCUGCCGUGCCACGACGAGCUGAGCGAUCCCACCGAGCUGCCCCUGUCCCGCGAUCUAAUGGACGUGCGCAGCAAUGUGGGCCAGGAAUCGUCCCUGGGAGGAGCCGCCGCCCUGGCCAAGGGCUUCGGCCUCCUGGUCGUCCUGUUGGCUCUGGCAGUCAGCCAGGGCUGAAUCGCCGGUCAGAGGUAAUCUGGGUCCCUGAGUUUGGUUCUACAUUGUACAUACUGGCUUGGAGAUGUGGUGCCCUUGGGAAACGAGCUUCAAAAUGCAAACCAAAACGAAAACCAAAAAUUAAGGAAACACACGAAUGGCUAUACCAGCUGCAGUCUUGUAAAUAUGUAAAAAGAAUGGGGUAAUGGAAAACGAAAUUCGAUAAACUUACUAUUAUGAACCUAGCUGAUAGCUGUAAUGAUAGACUCGACUUUUCACCAACAACUUCAGCAGCAGAUUCAGAUACAAAAACAAAAAACCAAAAAACAGACAAACCAAAUCUUAAAAUCUAAACCUAACAGAAACUUAAAGCCCAAAACGAACCCAAAAGAGAACCUCCGAGCAAACUGGCGUUUCAUUUAAAAGAAAAUACCACAAAGAUACUCAACUACCGCUACACUCUACGACAUAGCAUAGAUUAACUGGUUAGUUAGUUAGCCAUAGAGUCACAUUUCGUUUACUUGAGCAAGGUACAUACUACAGUUAAACUUGGAAAGCGCUAAACGUCUUACAUGGAGACACAGAGCUGGCCAAAGAUCCAGUAAAAGAGGCAUGCCUGUAAAAACCAGAACGCAGAAACAAAACCGCUGAAAGUUGCAACGAUAGCCGUUAGUCGAUAGAACAUAGUGGAUAGUCGAUAGCAGAUAGAAGAUAGUUAAUAAAUGUACUAGGUAAUAUACCCGGCCACCCGAAGUUCUAGCUAGAAUUUAAGUCAGCUUCUUUAGUUGUAAGUCGAGACCUAAUGCUUUGCUUCCCUGGAACUGUCGCCUAAAUUUUCAAAACGAAACCCUCAACUCCCCAGACGCACUCCCCGUGCACCCCUCGGAAAAGUGACACCUUCCCGGGGGAAAGAACUUUUCGCUUCACUCUUACUUUUGCCGCACCAGAAAACAAACAUAAGAUAAAACUUACAUUGCGAAUUUAUAUAACUUAUUUGGAUAGAUUCAAAUUAUAGAAAAAACAAAGGCAAAAAUGGAAUAAUAAAAACAAAACAGAAAUAUGCAUAACGAUUUUUGUAGCUUAAGACUGAAUAUAUAAAGGUAAAUUAUGCUAAAAUAUACAAAAUAUUUAUAUGGAAAAUACCGUACUGUAUGUUUAAUUGUAUUGUAAUAAAUGCAAGCUGGGGGAAAGGGUAAUGUCAUUUCUAUAUAUUAAAGUAUAUAAAUAAAAAUAUAUAUAGAUAUAUAGAAACCAAAUAAGCCGAUCGAAACCAACAGAUUCGUGCAUUCAAAUUAGUACGAGUGCAUGGAUUGCAUAUUACACUUUAUUUGGCAAUUCAUUACGUAUUUAAUUAUGCACAAAAUUAUGAUUUCCAAAUAACAAAACACAAAAACUAAAAAGCUAUUUGAUUAAUGUGUUUAAUAAUUCAUAUACAAAGAGAAAGUAAAGUAAGAGUAAACCCAAAUGCAAAUUUAUGUGUAAAAAAAACAGAAAAAUUUACAUAAAAAUAUUCCCGAAAAGUGGGAGUAGAAAACGGAAGCAGAAGGAGCAAGCAUAGUUUUAGUGGACAAUCAAGGAUAAGAAAAGUGAAAGUAGAAAGCAAGAACAUCUGGGGAAACCCUGAAUCAGCAAAACACAGAAAAACCAAAAACCCAGAAGAGCGGAAAAAUGUCGUAAAAAUCUCCCAAGAAAGCGAAAUAAUAGAGCAGGCGUUGGCGAAGAAAAAACACAAACCUAUUUUAAGUAAAUGGAUAUAAGCUAAAUGUAUUUAGUGUUUUGAUUAGCUAAUAAGACCUUAAACACACAAAACAGUACUCUAUAAAUGUGCAAAUUAAAAAAUUGAAGAAACAGUAAAUUAAAACAGAUACACGAAUUCUAAGUAAACUCUAUCUAAGCAGGGCACUACGUUCAUUAUUGUUGAUACUCAUCCACACUUAAAACUCAUUUGAUUCGAUUGUCACGAAGUUACUAUGCUAGAGAUUGUGAAAGGAUUUUCAGUUGCCUCAAGGGGUCGGGCGAGAUUCGAUUGACUUAGCCUCUUUGUCUAAUGCAUUAAAUGCUUGUAAUAAAUUAAUAACGACAUGGAAACUUAUUUAAUACUUAGCCUUAAGAAUUGAUAAAUUUUAACCAAAGAUUUUGCGUUCCUCUCGUUGCCUAAGAAAACACUUGGUUGUCCCUUGUUUUUGUGUAUGUGCCAUUUCUCCUAUAAUUUUUGCGGCUAGAAAGCGGCCCGAAUUAAGCGGCGAGUGACGUAAUUUUAAAAUAUUAAAAACUAAACGUAGCUUACUUAAUUAUUUUAACUUAAAUGUACACAGAGCGAAAGUGAAACCAAGCAGCAAAUAAUAUAACCGAAAUAUAAAUGUACUUGAUGUAAGAAGUUUGCUAAAUUGAAACCAAAACUGAAAUGUCAACCCCACAGCCCCACAAGAAAGGAGCCAGGAUGCGAUGGUCACAAAACGAUGGGCGGCAACGGGGCGGGGCACGAUCUGCAGACCUAUAUAAAAAAAAAACAUUCCAGUGGUAUUAUUUUGUUUAACUUUAACUUUUACUGGCAAUUGCCUAAUAGCGCCCCGCCCUCGAAAAGUUUCCGCCACUCGUCGUGGUCUGGCGGAAUGGCAUCCAGAAAACAAUUUUGAAAGAAAAACCAUCUAAAUAUAUUUAAUGUAAAAAAAAUAAA